Messenger RNA from Sesamum indicum (sesame), 1847 nucleotides. Its product is annotated as trimethyltridecatetraene synthase. Gene Ontology annotation, molecular function: monooxygenase activity; iron ion binding; heme binding. The record is from RefSeq and is a predicted model, not a curated record. NCBI's taxonomy places the organism in Eukaryota, Viridiplantae, Streptophyta, Magnoliopsida, Lamiales, Pedaliaceae.
AAAAUUUCUGAGAAGUUGAGCACCCAAAAAGCAGGCAGCCACUGCCAGAAUUCCAAGUCAACUAACACCAGAAGUCUUCAAUAUCUCUUCAAAUUUCUCACCUAUAAAUAUUACAACCUCAUCCCACCAUUUCCAACAUUCUUCAUAUCUUUCAUAUUAUUUUUACGCAGUUUCGGGCUCAUCGCAACUCAACAUGGAAACCCCAAUUUGGUCUGCAUGUCUUUUGCUGCUCGUAUUCCUUUAUCUCCUAGCGAAAACAAUCCGACGUAGAAAACUGAAUUUGCCGCCCGGCCCGAAACCCUGGCCCGUUAUUGGUAACCUGAACCUCAUAGGCCCUCUCCCACACAGAUCCUUACACCAACUCUCCCAGAAAUACGGGCCCUUAUUGCAUCUCCAAUUCGGGUCCUUCCCUGUGGUCGUGGGCUCCUCCGUGGAGAUGGCCAAAGUCUUCCUGAAAACGAUGGAUGUUACAUUCGCCUCACGGCCCAAAACCGCCGCCGGGAAGUACACCACCUACAACUAUUCGGACAUCACGUGGUCGCCCUACGGCCCGUAUUGGAGACAGGCCCGGAAAAUGUGCUUGAUGGAGCUUUUCAGCGCUAAGAGGCUUGAAUCCUACGAGUACAUCCGGGUGGAGGAAAUGAACUCUCUGCUGAAAAGCCUGUUCAAAUCCUCGGGUCAAUCCGUUUUGCUGAAGGAUUAUCUGUCGACGGUGAGCCUGAAUGUGAUCAGCCGCAUGGUUCUGGGGAAGAGGUACCUGGACAAAGACAACGAGAACGCCGUGGUUUCGCCGGAGGAGUUCAAGAAAAUGCUGGACGAGCUGUUCUUGCUGAAUGGGGUGAUCAACGUGGGGGAUCUGAUUCCCUGGAUCAGUUUCUUGGAUUUGCAGGGGUAUGUGAAGAGGAUGAAGAUUGUGAGCAAGAAAUUCGACAGGUUUUUGGAGCAUGUUCUUGAUGAGCAUGAGGAGAGGAGGAGGAGAGUGGAGGGGUAUGUGAGUAGAGAUAUGGUGGAUGUUCUGCUGGAGCUUGCGGAGGAUCCGACUUUGGAGGUGAAGCUGGAGAGGCAUGGAGUCAAGGCCUUUACUCAGGAUUUGUUGGCCGGUGGAACCGAAAGCUCUGCGGUGACAGUGGAGUGGGCAAUCGCAGAACUCCUGAAAAAGCCUGAAAUUUUCAAGAAGGCAACGGAAGAGCUGAAUCGCGUCAUAGGACAAAACAAAUGGGUUCAAGAGAAGGAUAUACCUAACCUUCCUUACAUAGAGGCCAUUGUCAAGGAAACCAUGAGGCUCCAUCCAGUCGCACCCCUGCUCGUACCUAGAUUCUCAAGGGAAGAUUGUAAGGUUGCUGGAUAUGACAUCAAGAAAGGGACCCAAGUGUUAGUGAAUGUAUGGACAAUAGGUAGGGAUCCAUCACUAUGGGAAAACCCGACAGAAUUUUGUCCCGAGAGAUUCAUUGGAAAGGCGAUCGAUGUCAAGGGACAAGACUUCGAGCUUUUGCCUUUCGGGUCGGGAAGAAGAAUGUGCCCGGGCUACAAUCUGGGCUUAAAAGUGAUCCAGUCGAGCUUGGCUAACCUUCUUCAUGGAUUCAACUGGGAACUGCCUGAUCACAUGAGGCCCGAAGAUUUGAACAUGGAGGAAAUUUUCGGACUUUCAACUCCAAGAAAGAUCCCACUUGUUGCUGUGGUUAAGCCCAGACUACCAUAUGAGGUUUAUAACCUGUGAUAUUAAUAGAUAGAUUCUUGUAUGCACGAAGUGUUUAAUGUACUAAUAACAAUAAGGUUAUGCACAUGGGGCAAGACAGAAUCAGUUGUGGAAUGCGAGGAAAAGAGUACUGGUGAGGUUAUGCACUAAA